CAAAACUGGCGCACAUUUCAUGCGUUUAAGGUCACAUCAAGGUUGUUGUGUAGUUGUCUAGAUAGACUACUAUGAAAGUUCUUGGCAGGGAGCUGAAUAAAAACUCGUCUGGAUAUAUAACUCUUAUUGCAGAAAAUGAAGAGGAUAUGUGGUUAACGUAUAACUUAGUGCAGGUUGGAGAUAAAAUGCGAUGUUCCACUGUCAGAAAGGUUCAAAAUGAAUCUGCAACUGGUAGUGUACAGACAAAGCAAGUGAGAACUAAUCUGACAAUAGAGGUAGAAAAGAUCGAUUUCGAUUUACAGGGUUCAGUACUUCAUUUGAAGGGGCGCAAUGUAGUAGAAAAUCAAUUCGUCAAAAUGGGUGCUUAUCAUACAUUAGACUUAGGAAUUGAUGAAAAGUUUACUAUCACUAAAACAGAAUGGGAUAGUGUUGCAAUUAUGCUUGUUGAACAAGCAUCCGAUCCAACACAACAAGCUGAUGUUGCUGCAGUGAUUAUGCAUGAAGGCUUAGCAUAUGUUUGUUUAAUAACUAGUACAACAACUAUUGUUCGUGCAAAGAUUGAUAUUACCAUUCCACGUAAACGUCCAGGUUUACCUACUGCACAACAUGACAAGGGUUUGACACGAUUCUUUGAACAAAUAAUGCAAGCACUAGAACGUCAUAUUCGUUUCGAUA
This is a messenger RNA of Schistosoma turkestanicum, 675 nucleotides long. Lineage: Eukaryota; Metazoa; Platyhelminthes; Trematoda; Strigeidida; Schistosomatidae. The record is from the annotation of a GenBank genome assembly.